GGAGAAUCUGGCCAGGGUCCGACCUCGAUCAAGCACGCGAAUCGCUCGCUUAGCACUAGCGUGGCAAGGUCGUUGUCGUAGGCUAUCGUUUAACACACACGUGACAUUUUGCGAACAUAACAAACUGACUUUUGCUGGUGGUUUUUGAGGGUUUUUGAACAGGAAUCGAACCCGAACUGAUGUGAGUGCAGAGUCAGAAAGAUCUUCGAGAUUGGAAUUAGUUUCCUAAAAUGGUAUUUUGCUGUCAAGCGAUGAAAGGAGAAAUAAUAAACUGCUCCACUCACAAGGACAUUUAUUUUUUGGAGACCAACACGAAAAAUGAGAGCACGGAUUUAUCCAAUUUAUUUGCUUCGCCGGCAGGAAAGGAAAUGUUAAAGUACAAACCAAGACCGAAACAUAAACAGAAACUGAACCCCGCCUUAGAAUAUUUAAUACAAAACCAAAGCAACAGCCAUCAAAUAACGGAAAGCCAGGACAGCCAAAAGAGCGGUAGUUGUAAAUUAACAGAAAAAAGUAUAGCAGGCUCGUCGAGCUCGUCGAGUGUUUCGGUGUCAGUAGAGGAAACGGUGGAAAAUCGAAGUAGGCGGAAUAGUAUAGACCUUUACGAGGAGGCGGCCACGAUAUUGGGACUGACGUGUGCUCAAACUGACGACUGCAAAUGUUUAGAAUGUCAGUGUCAUUAUUUUGAUUUUGAAGAAGACCUGGACUUUCCGCCUGGAGCAGAGUGCAUGAUGGAUCACAGCUCAUCCUGCUGUAUACAAUAACAUAACCGAAGUUAAAGGCUGAAUUAAUAGAAUACUACUUGCUCCACCUUUUGUAUAAAUAUUCCCCCCACCCCUCGAAAAAGAAACCCUGAAAUAAAUGCGUGCUAUCGCGCAACAAUGAUAUAUUGGGAUAAAUAUUUAGAAGAUUUUUAUCUUUAUAAUCUCAUCGGUUUUUGUUAUAUUUGAUACCAAUGGCUUUUUAUCGUAAAUAGGAUUUAAAUUUACAUAUUUUUGUAAAUCUCCUAACAACAAAAGUUUUGUCUUAUUUUUUUUUUAGAUUUCGGCCUCGUUAAUUGUAAUUUGUCAGUGUAAUUAAUUUAUUAAUAAGACAUUUUUAUAAAAUGCAUUAUCUUCAAAAUCAAGCUAGGUUACCUAGAAAAUUUAUUU
Messenger RNA from Brassicogethes aeneus, 1151 nucleotides. NCBI's taxonomy places the organism in Eukaryota, Metazoa, Arthropoda, Insecta, Coleoptera, Nitidulidae. The record is from the annotation of a GenBank genome assembly.